This is a messenger RNA of Aureobasidium namibiae CBS 147.97, 1011 nucleotides long. RefSeq lists its product as uncharacterized. NCBI's taxonomy places the organism in Eukaryota, Fungi, Ascomycota, Dothideomycetes, Dothideales, Saccotheciaceae. The coding region runs from base 1 to 1011 and encodes 336 amino acids. The transcript has a single exon. The record is from RefSeq and is a predicted model, not a curated record.
AUGGGAGUCAUCACAGACCUCCAGCAUACUGCCAACGAGCUACGGGCUCAGCUGCUGAAGAUAGCACAGACUGUUGAGAGCUGCAUCUUUGUAUCAUGUACCUUGGAAGAUGCAGACAAGAUCGCACGAUCGAACUGUGCCCGAGGGAAGAAACUGCGUAAGCGCGAUGAUACCAACUCCACAAUCUACCCUGGUUUGACUACCGACUCUUCUGUCGGAGGACUUGUCUUGAUUGAUGCCAAUGGAACCAACUGGUACUCCCCUCAAGUUCCAGUUUUCCCUGGCAUCUCCCCUGCCGAGUUACAGAGAAAGAAGCGCGACGCAUCAGUUGCCAUUCCAGCUGGCCUCGCCAAGUACCAGUCCGCUGUCAUCUCUGCGGCAUGCUCCAUGCAAGCAAAACCGGUGUCAUCGACAUCGACCCUUACCCAAUCUGCUACGGUGACCGGAGCCGCCACGACUACGGUCGUGUCUGCAGUCGCAACCGUGACCAAGGCCGCCAAAACGUAUGAUCCAUCUGAGUUUGCCGUUAUCAGCAUCCAGGGCGGUACUUUCAGCUCCGAUGGCACUGGAUACUCCGAUUUUCUUAGUGACCCUUCCGCUCUUUUUGUCAACGUCCGCAAUUCCAAGACCUAUGGUGCAAGUUCAAACAAAGCGAACAUUGCAGUGGAUCCCAAUACCGGAUACCUAGUUGACGUUUCCCGCAACCGCGUCGCUACCAUCUAUGGGUAUAACGCAAAAGAUGGCGCUGCUACUAUAAUUUUCUUCCACCCCGAAGAUAUCCCCGGCUCCUAUAAACCUUUGAUCUGCACUCCCCCGCCUCAGGCUGGUGGUGCAUACACGUUGAGCUGUUCAGUGACCCAAUCCAACGGCCUGGUCCUCUCGAAUUUCAUCGGUCCACACAACUUUUUCGAUGGAUAUUCAUUUCUGUCGAUGACUGCAGCGGCUGACUUGGACGGGACUAGUUUCAGCACGGACUAUGGCAAAGCUUCCAUCACCAUCAUCAACCGAUGA